Molecule: messenger RNA, 876 nt
Organism: Clonostachys byssicola
Lineage: Eukaryota; Fungi; Ascomycota; Sordariomycetes; Hypocreales; Bionectriaceae
Source: the annotation of a GenBank genome assembly
AUGGACGCAGACUUAGAAAAGACGCUUAAUCUCGCACACAAAGAAGAGGCCAUCUUCAAUGUCUUGAGGAGCACACUUCAAUAUCCCGCCAGUUCAGAGGCAAGAUCUCAGAAGCUUGUUAAUGACAUUAUCUUCUUCUGUACAUCAACAGCUGAGCCUCCAUUUUGGGAGAUAUGGCCCGCCGUCCUCGCCCUCGGUUCGUGCAUUCAACCAGGUCACGAGUGGCAGGCUACCCUGAUCCAGUCCUUACGUCUUUUACGUCAAUUGGAUGAUUCUAUUGCCCAGGGAACUACGGGCUCAUUGAAGGAUCUUCCUGACUUAACCUUAACUCUUACGGAGCAUUGGCAAGGACAUGAAAACCCUAUUUUCUUGGAUCCUGACCACCCUCCCUUGACUGAUGUACUCGAGAGAUGGAAGAAUCUAAACUCAUUUCUUGCAAGGCUGCCCGGUGACGAUUAUCUCUUUUUCCUUCGCUUGGGAUUGGGACAAGUGGGGGGUGCUCUAGAAGUAGUCCCUCCAGAGUCAGAUUCCCAAUUGCCUUUGGCGGAGUGCAAGAUCUGGACAGGGACUGAGUGGAUCAUUCACUGCGGCCGUCGGAUUUUCAAGGCCGUCGCCUCCAAAGACAGCCCAGAAAACACCAUUCCAGAUCCUGGCCCGUUGCUUGGUGACAUUCCCAAGCAAAGCAUUGAGAGAUGGGAGUUUUGGAAGAAGCGCUUGACACAGAUUGCUGCGGAUUAUCCCACCACUGCAAAUCGGAUUCAGCAAGCCUUGGAUGCGAUGAAGGAAGCCGAGCUGGAGAAGAAAGAAGCCGAGCUAGAGAAGAGGGAAGCCGAACUGGGAAAGAAGGAAGCUCAGCAGGGGAAUAAGGAAAUAUAG